AUGGCGCACUUGGCAUCUGUAGCAGGUGAUGGAGACAAAAAGAAGAAGAAAAAGAAGGAGAAAAAGGAGAAGAAAUCCAAAGAACCCAAGAAAGAUGAGGGUAGGCUGGAGGCACCCAAGACAUUGGCACCCUUGAGCACCACGCGCAUGGGUCCAAAGCUAUCUGAGCUGCCGAGUGCAGCGAGUCAGAUGGAGGAGGCCCCUCCAUCAUCUGAAUCCAAGAUGUCUUCAAGGGUCCCCUCGCAGUCCGUUCUGAGUGAAGAGAUUGCCGAGGACAAGGAGGCACCACCUGCCCCGAGAUCCAGUGAAGACCUGCCGCGGCCAACAGGAGGAUUGCCACCCCCUCCAAGUGGUGAGCCGCCAACUGUCAACAACUCAGAGGCAAAGUCCGAAGGCGGCACAAAAGGAGGAACCUCAGGAAGCCAGAAGGAAGAAAAAACCAGGCUGGAGGAGCAAUUCGAGAAGUCCGUCGCUGCCUUGCAGGCGGAGCACAAAGCCAAACUGGCCAAGCACCGUCGGGAAUUGCAAGAGGAGUUUGAGAUGGAAAGAGACAAGACAUUUUCAGAACUCCAGGAAAAGCAUGAGACCCAAGUGAGGGCAGAAAGAGCACGUUUGCAGCAGGAGCUGGCCUCACAGAAGGGAAAGACAAAGAAGGAAUUGGAAGCGCUCUUGGAGUCACAGGAGGAGCUCCAAAGGAAACUGAACGAGUCGCAGGUUGAAGCUACAAGACUGCGCAGUGAAGCUGCCAGCACUACAAGAAAGUGCUCAGCAUAUGAAGAAAGAGUCGCAAGGCUUGAAGAGGACCUCAAGACCUUGCGAAAGGAGGCAACUACGAACAAGACCUCUGACAAGGAAGUUGAAAGCCUGAAGGCACAAGUCGACAGCAAGAAUGAGGAGAUCGAUCGAAUCAAGGCAGAAGCUGCAGCAAACGCAGAUCGCAUGUCGAAAUGGGAGGAGGAAGUGCAUGGACUCAGAGCCUUGGCAGGAAACUAUGACGAAGCGAAGGAAACGAUCUCGAAGCUGAAGAAAGAGUUGGAGGAGAGAGGAAAUGCCAAGAAUUCGCAGGAAUCCGAGGAGCUGUCAAAGAACCGACAGGAGCUAGAGAGCAUGAAGGCAACCGUGGCUUCUACACGGGAAUCGUUGACCAGAGAGCUGGAGGACAAGAGCAAGCUCCAAAUGGAACUGUCUGAAGCACGUUCAGACUUGGCGAAGGCCUCUGGAAACAAGGCCCAACUUGAGGAGCUGAGACGAGAGCUUGGCGAGAGGACCAAAGAACUUGCAGAUGCGCGUGAAGCCAUCGUGACAGCCAGUGCAAAUGGUGCUGGAGAGCUGGACAAAGUGAAGUCUCAACUAGAAGAGGAGAAGAGGACCUCUGCCAGCACCUCAAGGAGCCUGGAGGAAGCCACCAGAGAAGUUGCCAGGCUGAAGGCGCAAAUCAACGAGGAGGAAAGCAUCCGUAGCUCGAUCAAAGCAGAGGCUGAAGUAGAAGGUCAGCGCAAAGAGAAGGAAAAGUUUCAGGCUCUAUUAGACCAGCAAUCACAAGCUGCCAGACAGGCAGAAGAACAACUCCAGCAAGAGCUCCUUCAAGAGAAGGAAGUGCGGAAUCAACUUAAGGGGCAAAUUGCUGACUUGAAGCGACAACUCGAUAUUAAGGAAGCUUCUCAGCAAGAGCUCAGGACUCAAGAACAAUUGGAGCAGGCUCUCAAGGAAAUUGAAGCGCUCAAAGUGGAACUGUGCAACAGGACAUCGGAAUGUGCUCAAUGGCGGGAUCAGGCACAGCGGGAAGACGCCCAGAGCAGUGCCGCAAAGCUAAAGGUUGAGGUGGCUACACUGAAAGCCGAGCUGGAGACUUGGAGAGCUGAAUGUGGCCGCUUGAGCCAGGCUUCACAGACCGAGCUGCCAAAGAUGCAGGCACUGCUGGAGGAAGAAAAAGUCGCAGCAAGCCGCGCCAAAGCAGAGGCCAUAGAGGGCAUGGCACAGAUCAAAGCACAGGCCGCCGCUACAGCAGCUGAGCUUGAAGCUCGCUCCAAGGAGUGUGGCCGCCUCCGCGCCGAAGUGCAAGCUUGCAGGCCAAACGGAAAGCUGUCGCAGGAUGAGGUGCGCGAGCUCGUUGCUUUGCGGGCAAAAGUCUUGGAGCUGGAAACUGAGGCAGAGGCAUUGCGCCAGGCUCAAAGCAUCACGAAUCCGGAUGAGCAGAAGAUUCGAUCCAUGGUGAAGGACCGUGACGACACCAUUUUGCGGCUCCGAGCGGAGCUUGUUCAUGCUUCGACGCGACACUCGCAAGAGCUGGAGGACCUGCAGAUCAAAGUCAACGACGCUCGUCAAGAAGAAAGGCAGCGCAAGUCGGACGAGAGCAGCUACAUCAUCGGGGAUCUCAAGGGACAACUGCGCUCAAAAGCUGCUGAAAUAGAGCAACUUCAUUCGGAGGUCCGGAUUGGUAAGAGCGAGCUCGAACGGGUUCGCACUGAAGUACGCCAUGCGGAGGCUCGCGCAACUGCGCGCGAGGUUGCCAACAUUGAAGUCGCAAAGGCUGCAGUUGCCGGUGAUUGGAAGAAGGAAGUGGACCGACUCCAGGCUGAGCUCCAAAGUCGAUCAGCCGACGCCGCUUUGGCCAAAGAAAAGGCUGAGCGCCUUGCCCGAGAGGUGCGCCGGGUCCAGCAAGAAGAAAGCCGAGUCGCAAGGGGUCAAGAGGCGCUGCGCGGGGAACUAGAGCAGGCACAAGAAAACACCAACUUGGUACGGGAAGAAGUGGCUGACGCCGAGCGCCGGUGUGAGGAGGCACGAGCUGCCACGAGGGCAGAGCGCUCUGCCCGUGCUCAUGCAGAGUCCCAGGUCCGCGAAUGUCAACGGGAGCUUCGAGUGGUAAAGGCCCAGUUGCAGGAGCAGGUCGCAGAUGCAGAAGUGAUUCGAAAUGAGGCACGGAAGCAUCGCUUUGCCAUGGAAGACAAAGAAGCAGAAGCCACCCGAUGGCAGGAUCAAGUGAGAACACUCGAGAGGGAGCUCCAGCAGCUCAAAGGGCGUCGUGAUGCUUGGAAUCAGGAAGAUUUCAAAACAGAACUCGGGGCCACAGGACUGCGGACUGCUGUCGAACUUUCACAGCUGUCAGAGCAAGAAGAGACACUGCAGCCGGAGAGCGAAGUGAUGGAUCCCGUUUUCAGCCCAAAGGGUGGCUUGGAAGACUUUGCAGAAGGUGUUGACGGUUGGAAUCUCAGUGUUGAUGAAAGACAUUCGGAAAACACGGUUGGAAACUUACUUUGA
Messenger RNA from Cladocopium goreaui, 3258 nucleotides. NCBI's taxonomy places the organism in Eukaryota, Dinophyceae, Suessiales, Symbiodiniaceae. The record is from the annotation of a GenBank genome assembly.